Messenger RNA from Trypanosoma rangeli, 564 nucleotides. RefSeq lists its product as uncharacterized. The transcript has a single exon. NCBI's taxonomy places the organism in Eukaryota, Euglenozoa, Kinetoplastea, Trypanosomatida, Trypanosomatidae. Bases 1 to 564 code for a protein of 187 amino acids. The record is from RefSeq and is a predicted model, not a curated record.
AUGGGCGCAUUUGAGGAGUUUUUGCUGGCGGCGGCCGAGAAGGCGCCGUUUUUGGUUGGCGAGGUUGCCCCCACAGUGGUGCAGCGGAAGUCGCAGAAGCGGGACCGGGGGGGCGACGCGGUGACGGGCGAGGGCAGCAGAGUCACGAAGCAGCCGGCGACACACGAGGAGGAGGUUGCACGGCUGCAGCGGCUGCUUGUGGACGGCCCGCUGCAGCCGCUCGGCCUGGAGCACGCGGUGUACCACGUUCUCCUCCCUGCGUUUACCGCCGCUGUGGGGGCGGCGCGGGAGGUGUGGCGCGCCACAGCGGCACUGCGGGCAGGGGAGGCGGACGCAACACAGCAGGGGUCAGGCGAGAGCGCAGGUGCCAGCGCAGACCCCAACGCCAACGCAACAGGGACGCCGUCCGGCACGCCGCCGAGCGUGCAGGCCCUGCAACGGGUUCUAGUUGCAGCACAGGCGAAGUUGACGGCGCAGCGGCAGCUGCUGGACGCUGCGGAGGCCAAACUGCGGGCGACAGUGGAGGCUGUAACGUCCACCUGCGCCACCGUGCGUACGCCAUAG